This is a messenger RNA of Arachis stenosperma, 1857 nucleotides long. Its product is annotated as 3-epi-6-deoxocathasterone 23-monooxygenase CYP90D1. Gene Ontology annotation, molecular function: heme binding; oxidoreductase activity, acting on paired donors, with incorporation or reduction of molecular oxygen, NAD(P)H as one donor, and incorporation of one atom of oxygen; iron ion binding. The transcript has 8 exons. Gene Ontology annotation, biological process: multicellular organism development; brassinosteroid biosynthetic process; sterol metabolic process. NCBI's taxonomy places the organism in Eukaryota, Viridiplantae, Streptophyta, Magnoliopsida, Fabales, Fabaceae. The coding region runs from base 63 to 1493 and encodes 476 amino acids. The record is from RefSeq and is a predicted model, not a curated record.
CUUCACAACACUCAAUUAGCAAUAUUUAAGCCAAAUAUAUAGUGUCAUAUUAGAAAAGAAAAAUGGACAAAGUUGUUUUGAUUGUGUUUGUGACACCAUUACUCUUGUUCUUCAUCCUCUUCUACAGAAGGAUCACAUGGCUUAGACUCAUCAAAUCUAAACACAUGAAGAAUCAACUUCCCUUAGGCACUCUUGGAUGGCCUUUUGUUGGUGAAACCAUUGAGUUUAUUUCCUGUGCCUACUCUGAUCAUCCUGAGAGCUUCAUGGACAAGCGUCGAAGCAUGUAUGGGAAGGUGUUCAAGUCUCACAUAUUUGGGAGCCCAACAAUUGUGUCCACAGAUGCAGAAGUUAAUAAGUUCAUUCUGCAAAGUGAUGCAAAGGCUUUUGUUCCUUCAUAUCCCAAGUCUCUGACUGAGUUGAUGGGAAAGUCUUCCAUUUUGCUCAUCAAUGGAAGCUUGCAGAGGAGAAUACAUGGACUAGUUGGAGCUUUCUUUAAGUCUCAGCAGCUUAAGGUUCAGAUCACUAGAGAGAUGCAGAACUAUGUCCAACAAUCAAUGACUAAUUGGAAGGAGGAUCAACCUGUAUACAUACAAGAUGAGACAAAAAAUAUUGCCUUUCAAGUACUAGUCAAGGCAUUGAUUAGUUUGGAUCCUGGUGAAGAAAUGGAGCUUCUGAAGAAACAUUUUCAGGAAUUCAUGUCUGGCCUCAUGUCUCUACCAAUAAAUUUGCCAGGAACUAAACUUCAUCAAUCCUUACAGGCAAAAAAAAAGAUGGUGAAGUUAAUGCUGAGAACUAUUGAAAGUAGAAGAGAAUGUGGAAUCUCCAAAGUUCCAAAAGAUGUAGUGGAUGUGCUUCUGAAUGAUGAAAAUGAUAGGUUAACAGAUGAAUUAAUAGCAGACAAUAUGAUUGAUAUGAUGAUUCCAGGGGAGGAUUCAGUGCCAGUUCUUAUGACUCUUGCUGUAAAGUAUUUAUCAGAAUGCCCUACUGCUUUGCAACAAUUGAGAGAGGAGAAUGUGAAGCUUAAGAAACUCAAAGAUCAGCUUGGGGAGCCCUUGAAUUGGAGUGAUUACUUAUCAUUGCCAUUUACUCAAACAGUUAUCACAGAAACUUUGAGGAUAGGAAAUGUAAUAAUUGGAGUUAUGAGAAAGGCUAUGAAAGAUGUAGAAAUAAAAGGGUAUUUUAUACCGAAAGGAUGGUGUGUGUUAGCAUAUUUUAGAUCAAUUCAUCUAGAUGACAAAAACUAUGACAAGCCUUACCAAUUCAAUCCAUGGAGGUGGCAAGACAAAGACACAAGCACUUGCAAUUUCACUCCUUUUGGAGGUGGACAAAGAUUGUGCCCUGGCCUUGACUUGGCCAGGCUUGAAGCUUCUAUCUUCUUGCAUCACUUGGUCACUCAAUUUAGAUGGUAUGCAGAAGAAGAUACAAUUGUGAAUUUCCCCACAGUAAGAAUGAAAAGGAGGAUGCCAAUCUUGGUUAGAAGAGUGAAAUCUUAGAGAAAAUCUAUGUAUAAAUUAACUGACAAUAAAAAACAGUCAAAAUUUAUUUUAUUUAAUAUUUAUUAAUUAAAACAAGUUUUGAUUUUUUUUAUCUUUCUAGCAUUACGAAAAGAAUCAGUAGAGAAAAAAAAGACAAGAUGGAGAAGAAUAGCUAGGAAAGAAAAAAAGGGGGUCCAUAAAGAAGGUUGGUUAAUAUGUACACACGUGUGGGGAACUUUCAUAUAUAAGGUUAAUGAAUUUGUCCCCUUUGCUUUUGUCUUUGCACAUCAAGACAACACAAAACAAAAGGUUUCAUCUUUUGAGGGACCCUCAAUUAGGCAUUUUACUUUUCACUAAUUCUUCUUUCCCAUUUCACCUUGUA